This is a messenger RNA of Podarcis lilfordi (Lilford's wall lizard), 2651 nucleotides long. The record is from the annotation of a GenBank genome assembly. NCBI's taxonomy places the organism in Eukaryota, Metazoa, Chordata, Lepidosauria, Squamata, Lacertidae.
AUGACGCGGCUGACUCAGGCCGCCAAUCGGAAUCUAGGCGAAGGAGAUGACUUUUCCCAUUGGUUUAAAAGGGGAAAAGAAAAAAAAAGCAUCACGUGCCCGCCUCUUCCUUCAGGCUGUGCGAGGAAGCGGCUGAGAAACAAAACUGAGCGGUGAGUGGGCAACCGCUGUGUGUUUGUAUGCGCGCUUACGCGGAAGUAAGUAUCUCCAUCUCCCUGGGACCAAUUACUUCCUAGUAGACCUGUUAGGCUGCAGUCCUAGCUGGGAGGGAGCCCCAUUAAAUCCAACGGGGCCUCCUCCUGAGCAAAGUUGACUGGCAGCCACCCUAUGCCCGGUCGCAGGGCUGGAUUUCCUUCCCUCUUCCUGGUUUCCAAGCAACUUGCCUCCCCAACGCUCCUCGGUGUUUUUAAAAGGGUGGCGCGGGGAGCUGAAAUGGUGGCAGCUGAAACUUUUUCGUCUCGCGCGGUUUCCAGAGGCAGAGGGUCCUCCCCGGCGGAAAACGUUGGCAACCGAACGGGGGUGGGGAGAGGGGAGAAGGACCUGGUUUAAAUCGAAGAGGGCUGCCCUCAUCGACUGCCCAGAAUAGUCAUUGCAAUAGAUUUCUACUCUGCAGAGAGGAGAUAAGAGAUGCUCGGGAUGUGUCUCACUGUCCUCUUCAUCAGUACAGUAUGUCGGCAUCCUGCGGAAAGUGUGAUUCUUGCACUUACACACACAAUAUUGUGUUAGAGAGUGUAUAUUCCAAAGUGUUAAUGCACAUAUGAGUCAGGCAGAUCUGAUUUUUCCCCCCACCCACACAUAAGCACUCUCUAUUGAACUUAUAGCAGUGUGACCUACCCACAAUACUGGAUGGUGAUUAAUGAGAUGUGUUAACACUUUGUGUUGCCCCUUCUCCACUGCUAGUAGUUCCCAAGUUCUGGAAACCUGAUGUCCUUUGUGGGCAUGCAAACGCUACAGCAGCAUAGAAUUGUAAAAUUGUGGGGUUGGACAAGAUCCCAUUGGUCAUCUAGUCCAACCCCCUGCAAUGCAGGAAUCUUUUACCCAACGUGGGGCUUGAACCCUGAGUUUGAGAGUCUCAUGCUCUACUGACUGAGCUAUCCCUCAAUUGGGCUACAACUCGUAUUCCCUCCUAGCCCACAAAUCCAACAUCAUGGAUCGAUAUAAAGCGGGACUAAUUUUCUUUGUGCCCAGCAGUCUAAUCUCAAAAUUAUUUCUCUCCAGCCAUGUAAUAAUAUUGCCCAGGCAUUCCUCCCGAGCUCUUCAUACUUAGUUCUAAUCAUAAUUAGCAUAUAUAGCCCCCCUUGCCCCAACAAGCAGACAUUGCCAGGUUAUUGGAACCAACUCACAUCCUUUUUGGAAAAACUGGAGGCCAAAUUCCCUCCCACUGACCCGCCAAUUGCAGGCAAUUUUAAUGCUGGAGCUAUCCUUCAGUCAAUUUGCAUUCAAAGUUUCUUUUUACCACAGGCAAUUAGUUAAGGAGGGAAAUAGUUAAAUAGAGCAAUAUCUCUGCAGGUAUGGACAGGAAGAUGUAUAAUUUAGACAAGGUGGGGAAACUGGUUCCUGGAUAAAUUGGAUGACAUGUAGGAAUUGCACCUCCUUUCUUGAUAUGCUCAACUCAACUUGCCGCUCAGCUUAACUCCUUUAAACUCUUUUCUCAUACAGUAUUGAGAAAAAAGUUUUGACUUUUAUAGUAGUCACACAUUUGAGUGUCUAAACUAUUGUCUUUUGAUUGCUUUGUGGGUGGAUUGAUGCUGAAGUAUGAACUGCACAUUACUUACAAUACCUUGUUUUGUGUAUUGUGUGUUAAAGUAUACUUAAAACUGCUCAGGGUGAUGAUACCUAGAAGGCUACAGGCAGCAAGUGCAAGUUGUAGAGCACAAGGAUAAGCUGAUGGACCACAGAAUGCCAAUCAAGGGAAACUGCUAUGUUAUGUACCAGUUGGAGGCAGCCAUGUAGAAGGAAAUAUUACAGCAUUUAGGGCUUUUUAGUUCAAAGAAAAUAGUAGGUUCUGUAACAGAAGUGUAUAAAAUUAUGCAUGGUCUAGAGAAAGCAGAGAGAGCAAAGUUUUUCUCUCUUUCACAACACUGGCACUUAGGGACAUCCAUUGAAGCUGAACAUAGAAAUUUUCAGGGCAGACAAAACUAUGAAACUAUGACAUUUGUUUCCAUGAGAGGCAGUGAUGGCCACCUACUUGGAAGGCUUUUAAAGAAGAUUCAACAAAUUCUUAGAGGACAAGGCUAUCAGUGGCUACUUUCCCUGAUGGAUGUGUUGUUCUUCCAUUGUUGGAGGCAGUAUGCUUCUGAAUACAUGUUGCUGGAAACAACAGAAGAGGAACAUGCUGUUGCCCUCGGGACCUGCUUGCAAAGUUGCUUCCCCAAAGCAUCUGACUGGCCAGAAUGCUGGAAUAAAUUGGCCACUGGUCUGAUUCAGCUCACUCUUAAGUUCUUAGAAGAUAUUGCAUGAGUAGAUUUCCAAGACUAAUUACAAGGAAAUUUUAUUUUUAUCAUAAGUUUGCAGAGGAUAUAUAGUUGUAUUUCAACUUUAACAUGUUCUACUUUAUCCGUAGGCAGGCCAUUUGUUCAGCACCAGUACUGCUGUGGAAAUACAACUUUAUUUGGAGGAUGACAGUGGAUUUGCAUAUUUAUACAAGUUAA